Colias croceus (clouded yellow) is the source of this 752-nucleotide messenger RNA. RefSeq lists its product as uncharacterized. The coding region runs from base 124 to 666 and encodes 180 amino acids. The record is from RefSeq and is a predicted model, not a curated record. Lineage: Eukaryota; Metazoa; Arthropoda; Insecta; Lepidoptera; Pieridae. The transcript has a single exon.
UCUACGUACAUGUGCUAAAUAUAGCUACCAGCACCAACCAGUAACUAUUUUCCCAUAAAAUAAAUCAUUUCCCACCAAUAAUUACAACACUUCAUUCAAUUAGCAACCAAGUUAACCUCUAAGAUGGAGUCGAUAACUAAGAAGAUGGCAGAAAUGACCGAAAUGUUUAAUGCCAAGAUGGAUGAGUUCCAGCGUGAUUUAAAAAACAGCAAUCCCGCAACAAGGAUCCCACCCGAGAAGAUCGCGUCGGAUUUUCACGCUUUUAGAACCUUUGUCAUGUCAUCUUUGUCAUGCCUUCAGACACAAGUCAAUCUUUUGAACCAGCUUUAUGACCAGCAAGAGAUGCGGAGUAGACGCAAGAUGCUCUUAAUUCAUGGUGUUACGGAGACAAAAGAUGAAAAUCCUAGUGUAUGUGUAUCUAAAAUAAUAGCAGACCACCUUAAUGUAACUGCAGUUGUACCUGAGGCAUUCACCCGUUGUCACAGAUUGGGGAUAACAAAAAAUGACAAACCCCGUCCCAUCCUAGUUAAGUUCCAAGAUGUGAACCUUCGCAAUCAAGUUUGGCAAGCUAAGACGAAAUUAAAAGGUACAAGUGUAACGCUUUCGGAAUUUCUCACAAAGUGUCGGCAUGAAGUGUUUAUGGCUGCAAGGAAAAAUUUGGUGUGACUAAGUGUUGGACUAAUGAUGGCUCUAUUUUUGUGAUUAGCGCCGAUGGUGCUCGCCACCGGAUAAGCACAAUUGCUGAAGUAGAU